Messenger RNA from Helianthus annuus (common sunflower), 3783 nucleotides. RefSeq names its product probable pre-mRNA-splicing factor ATP-dependent RNA helicase DEAH5. Gene Ontology annotation, cellular component: intracellular anatomical structure; catalytic step 2 spliceosome. Bases 93 to 3656 code for a protein of 1187 amino acids. Gene Ontology annotation, molecular function: ATP binding; RNA binding; RNA helicase activity. The transcript is spliced from 2 exons. NCBI's taxonomy places the organism in Eukaryota, Viridiplantae, Streptophyta, Magnoliopsida, Asterales, Asteraceae. The record is from RefSeq and is a predicted model, not a curated record. Gene Ontology annotation, biological process: spliceosomal complex disassembly; mRNA splicing, via spliceosome.
UAAGCAUAUAAAAAGAUAAACAACGAACGCGAAAAUCUUUCUAUACCUUCUUCGAUCUGCCUGCGUCGAAAACCCUAAUUCAUUUUGACGAGAUGGCUUCUUCUGCAACGAAAGAACCGAGCUUGAAGAAACUGGAGUAUCUAUCGCUCGUAUCAAAGGUAUGUACUGAACUCGAAUCACACUUAGGGUUUGGAGAUAAAGUGUUAGCCGAAUUCAUCACCGAAUUAGGUCGUAAAUGCGAAACCGUGGAUGAAUUCGAUACUAAAUUGAAAGAAAACGGUGCUGAAAUGCCUGAUUACUUCGUUCGCACUUUGUUAACCAUCAUUCACGCCAUUUUGCCCCCUAAAAAGAAGUCUAAAUCUGAUAAAGAUGGUCCCAAAGGUGAUGAUAAUGCCCCGAAAUCGAGCUUUCCGGCUUUAAAUAUUGGGGAUACUAAGGAUAGAGUUAAGGAAUUGGAGAAGGAGAUUGAGAAAGAAGCAAGAGAGAGAAGAAAUAAAGAUGGUGAUGAUGGUGGUAGAGAUUAUAGGGAUAGAGAUAGGGACAGGGACAGGGAUAGACGAAGGGAGAGAGAGAACGAUGAUCGGUACGAUAAACACGAACACGAUAAAUACGACCGAAGAAGAGGAGAUGGAGAUGAUAGGGGUGGUAACAGGGGUAGAGAUAGGUAUCGAGACGAUGAUAGAGGUAGUCGCAGGGGCAGGGAUCGGGAUCGGGAUCGUGACGAAAGAGAUGAUGAAGAUAAUAGGGGAAAGGGUUACGGGAAUAAUAAUAGAUCGGACGAGCCGGAAUUGUAUCAUGUGUAUAAAGGGAGAGUGACGCGAGUUAUGGAUAGUGGAUGUUUUGUUCAGCUUAAUGAUAUCAGGGGUAAAGAAGGUCUGGUUCAUGUCUCACAAAUGGCGACUAGGAGAAUUGCUAAUGCAAAAGAUGUUGUUAAAAGAGAUCAAGAGGUUUUCGUUAAGGUGAUAUCGAUUUCGGGUCAGAAGUUGAGUUUGUCAAUGAGGGAUGUGGAUCAGAAUACUGGGAGGGAUUUGUUGCCGUUGAAGAAAAGUGGAGAUGAGGAGUCGUUGAGAACUAAUCCGUCAAAAGGGUCAAAUAACGGGUCUACGACUAGAACCGGGCUUUCGGGGAUACGGAUAACUGAUGAAGAUGUAGGUGUGCCGUCACGCAGACCGUUGAAGCGAAUGAGUUCUCCAGAAAGAUGGGAGGCGAAACAGUUGAUUGCUUCAGGGGUUUUGAGUGUGAAGGAGUAUCCGAUGUACGAUGAUGAAACCGAUGGUAUGCUUUAUCAAGAAGAAGGUGCUGAAGAAGAGCUUGAAGUUGAGUUGAACGAAGAUGAGCCUGCGUUUUUGCAAGGACAGACACGUUACUCGAUGGACAUGUCACCUGUUAAAAUUUUUAAAAAUCCGGAAGGUUCUUUGAGCCGUGCAGCAGCUUUACAGUCGGCUCUUAUUAAAGAAAGAAGAGAAGUUAGAGAACAACAACAAAGAACAAUGCUUGAUUCGAUUCCAAAAGAUCUGAAUCGUCCGUGGGAAGAUCCAAUGCCUGAAACAGGUGAGAGACAUCUGGCGCAAGAGCUGAGGGGAGUUGGUCUAUCGGCUUACGAUAUGCCAGAAUGGAAAAAGGAUGCUUUUGGUAAAGCUUUGACUUUCGGUCAAAGGUCAAAGCUUUCUCUUCAAGAACAGCGACAGAGCUUACCUAUCUACAAGUUAAAAAAGGAACUGGUUCAGGCUGUGCACGAUAAUCAGGUUUUGGUUGUUAUUGGUGAAACGGGAUCAGGGAAAACAACUCAGGUGACACAGUAUCUAGCCGAAGCGGGUUACACCACAAGGGGAAAGAUAGGGUGCACGCAGCCUCGUAGGGUGGCUGCAAUGUCGGUUGCAAAACGUGUCGCAGAGGAGUUUGGUUGUCGGUUAGGUGAAGAAGUCGGUUACGCCAUUCGGUUUGAAGAUUGUACGGGUCCAGAAACCGUAAUCAAGUACAUGACUGACGGUAUGCUUUUAAGAGAAAUCUUAAUCGACGAAAACCUCUCGCAAUACUCCGUAAUCAUGCUUGAUGAAGCUCACGAACGAACGAUCCAUACCGAUGUCCUUUUCGGAUUAUUAAAACAACUUAUCAAAAGAAGAAGCGACCUUCGGUUAAUUGUCACUUCAGCUACACUAGACGCCGAGAAAUUUUCUGGUUAUUUCUUCAGCUGCAAUAUUUUCACCAUUCCCGGUAGGACUUUUCCUGUCGAGAUACUUUAUACCAAACAACCCGAAAGUGAUUACCUUGAUGCUGCCUUAAUUACGGUGAUGCAAAUCCAUUUAACCGAACCUGAAGGUGACAUUCUUGUUUUCUUAACGGGUCAAGAAGAAAUCGAUCAUGCUUGUCAGUGUCUGUACGAGAGAAUGAAAGGGUUGGGUAAAAAUGUACCCGAACUUAUUAUUUUACCAGUUUAUAGCGCACUCCCUAGUGAAAUGCAAUCAAGGAUUUUCGAGCCUGCGCCUCCAGGUAAACGAAAAGUGGUUGUUGCAACUAACAUUGCCGAAGCGUCAUUGACAAUCGAUGGUAUAUUUUACGUCAUUGAUCCCGGGUUUGCUAAGCAGAAUGUGUAUAACCCGAAACAAGGGCUUGAUUCUCUCGUGAUUACUCCAAUUUCGCAAGCGUCGGCUAAGCAAAGAGCAGGUCGUGCGGGCCGAACGGGCCCGGGAAAGUGUUACAGGCUUUACACCGAAAGUGCUUUCAAUAACGAGAUGUCACCGACUUCGAUUCCGGAAAUUCAGAGGAUUAAUCUUGGGUUGACUACUUUGACUUUGAAAGCUAUGGGGAUUAACGAUCUACUAGCUUUCGAUUUCAUGGACCCACCAUCCCCGCAAGCGCUUAUAUCCGCCAUGGAACAGCUGUACAGUCUUGGAGCUUUGGAUGAAGAAGGACUUUUAACGAAAUUAGGUCGGAAAAUGGCGGAGUUCCCGUUAGAACCGCCUUUAUCGAAGAUGCUUCUUGCCAGCGUGGAUUUGGGGUGUAGUGAUGAAAUUUUGACUAUUAUUGCAAUGAUUCAAACUGGAAAUAUCUUUUAUAGACCUAGGGAAAAACAAGCACAAGCUGAUCAAAAAAGGGCGAAGUUUUUUCAAGCUGAAGGUGAUCAACUCACUUUGCUGGCAGUUUAUGAGGCUUGGAAAGCGAAAAAUUUUUCGGGCCCGUGGUGCUUUGAAAAUUUUGUUCAGUCACGGUCUCUUAGACGGGCCCAGGAUGUCCGGAAGCAGCUUCUUUCGAUUAUGGACAAGUACAAAUUGGAUGUUGUAAGUGCCGGGAGAAAUUUCACCAAAAUACGCAAGGCAAUAACAGCCGGUUUCUUCUUUCACGCUGCAAGGAAGGACCCACAAGAAGGAUACCGGACCAUAGUUGAGAAUCAGCCCGUUUAUAUACACCCAAGCAGUGCUCUUUUCCAGAGACAGCCCGAUUGGGUCAUCUAUCACGAGUUGGUUAUGACAACAAAAGAGUACAUGCGUGAGGUUACUGUCAUCGAUCCCAAAUGGCUUGUUGAGCUGGCCCCUAGAUUCUUCAAGGUGUCGGACCCAACAAAAAUGAGUAAACGCAAGCGGCAAGAGCGGAUUGAGCCACUUUAUGAUAGGUACCAUGAACCCAACUCCUGGCGGUUGAGUAAAAGACGGGCUUGAACCGGUUUUAUUAUUUUUGUUACAAACGGUUUGGUAGUAUACCUCUAUUUUGUAAUUUACUUACUUGAACAUGGAGUGUAGUUUCUGUUGUUGAAGAUCUUUUAUCCACUGAAAUCUUUUUUCUGUA